Indicator indicator is the source of this 1842-nucleotide messenger RNA. It is a transcript of the gene LZTS1, whose product is annotated as leucine zipper tumor suppressor 1. The record is from RefSeq and is a predicted model, not a curated record. NCBI's taxonomy places the organism in Eukaryota, Metazoa, Chordata, Aves, Piciformes, Indicatoridae. The transcript is spliced from 3 exons. Bases 1 to 1842 code for a protein of 613 amino acids. Gene Ontology annotation, cellular component: dendritic spine. Gene Ontology annotation, biological process: regulation of synaptic plasticity; regulation of dendrite morphogenesis.
AUGGGCAGCGUCAGUAGCCUGAUCUCUGGCCACAGCUUCCACAGCAAGCACUGCAGAGCCUCCCAGUACAAGCUGCGCAAGUCCUCGCACCUGAAGAAGCUCAACAGGUACUCGGACGGGCUGCUGCGCUUCGGCUUCUCCCAGGACUCCAGCCACAAAUCCAGCUCCAAGAGCAGCAAGAAUGAGGAUUUCUUUUACAUCAAGGUCAGCCAGAAGGCUCCUGGCUCCCACCGAGCGGACUACACCUCGCUGGCUGCUGGGGAGCUGGGCAGCCAGGCUGGCACCAGCAGCAUGGAGUUUGGGAGCCCCACGCCGCAGAAGCUGAUGCCCUUCCCCAGUCAGCUGGAAGUGGGUGCAGAGAAGCCAACCCCACGGCCCACAGCCUUCAAGCCGGUGCUGCCCCGCGCCGGUGCCAUCCUCCACUCCUCCCCAGAGAACGGGGGGCAGCUGGCCCAGCAGCUGCACCCCCAGGACAAAGGCAAGGAGCAGGAGCUGAGGCCGGUGCUGUGCUCAGGGGGUCUGUCUGACUCGGGCAGGAACUCCAUGUCCAGCCUCCCCACGCACAGCACCAGCAGCAGCUACCAGCUGGACCCCCUGGUGACGCCCAUGGGCCCCAUCAGCCGCUUCGGGGGCUCAGCCCACAACAUCCUGCAGUGUGCCAUCAUCCAGGACAGCAACAUGAUGAGCCUCAAGGCCAUGUCCUUCUCUGAUGGGGGCAACAAGAUCCUCAACCCUGGCAAAGCUGCCCACCAGCACCGCGCCGCCGAGAAGACCACCUGCGUCCGCUCGCCCAUCUCCACGGACGAGUCCACCAUCCAGGAGCUGGAGCAGAAGCUGCUGGAGAGGGAGGGAGAGCUGCAGGAGCUUCAGAUGAGCUUCGAGGAGAAGGAAAUCAGCUCCUGCCAGGUGUAUGAGGAGAAGCAGAGGCGCUGCAAGGAGGAGCUGGAGGGCCUCAAGCAGAAAUGCAACAGCAAGCUCAAGCAAACCUCGCAGAAAACCCAAAGGACGCAGCAGGUCCUUCACCUUCAGGUGUUCCAGCUUCAGCAGGAGAAGAAGCAGCUCCGGGAGGAGCUGGAGAACCUCAUGAAAGAGCAAAACCUGCUGGAGACCAAGCUGAGGUCCUACGAGAAGGAGAAGACCAGCUUCGCCCCGGCGCUGGAGGAGACCCAGUGGGAGGUGUGCCAGAAGUCAGGGGAGAUCUCCCUCCUGAAGCAGCAGCUGAAGGAGUCCCAGACUGAGCUCAACAGCAAGACCGCUGAGAUCCUCAGCCUGAAGGCUCAGUUGAAGGAGGUGAGGAUGAAGCUGGAAGGGCUGGAGAUGAAGACCCAGGACCUGGAGGGCUCCCUGCGCACCAAAGCCAUGGAGCUGGAGGUGUGUGAGAACGAACUGCAGCGCAAGAAGAACGAAUCCGAGCUGCUGAGGGAGAAGGUGAACCUGCUGGAGCAGGAGAUCCUGGACCUGCGGACGGAGCUCUCCCUCCUCAAGGAGCAGCUGAGCGAAGCCCGGGAGGUGGCCAGGCCCUGCAGCAGGGUGGAUGAUGCUCAGGCCCUGCAGGGAGAGCUGGAGAGGCUGAGGGCAGAGCUGAAGGCGGAGCGAGACAACAACGAGCAGAUGACCUCCGGCUUCCAGCAAGAGCGGCAGACGUGGAAGGAGGAGAAGGAGAAGGUGAUCCACUACCAGAAGCAGCUGCAGCAGAGCUACUUGCACAUGUACAAGAGGAACCAGAACCUGGAGAAGAUGCUCCAGCAGCUGGCUGCAGGGGAGGAGGGCAAGGAGCCCAUCGAGCUGGACAUACCUGGUGCCGACGUCCCCUACGAGGACAUCAUCGCCACCGAGAUCUGA